UCGAGGAUACACAGCACAGCGGUGCACCCUGUAGAUUUACAUUUUAUCCGAGUCACAAGUCGCGUUUCCCUGCAUCCACAUUGCACGAUUUACCGCAGACUUUACUCCGUAGUUGUGUGCUGUUCCAACAUGGGGAAAAGAAGCAGGCAACGGCAGAAAAACCAGGCUGCUGGCAGGGACAACAGAGACAACGCUGGUUGGGGAGCUGGCUAUGCAGACAUUGUCAAGGAGAAUAAGCUUUUUGAGCACUACUACAAGGAGCAAGGGCUGGUGCCAGAGGGAGAGUUCGAACAGUUUAUGGAGGCGAUGAGGGAACCGCUGCCAGCCACCAUCCGCAUCACUGGAUACAAAAGCCAUGCAAAGGAGAUCCUUCACUGUCUGAAGGAAAAGUACUUCAAGGAUAUUCAGGAGCUGGAGAUCGAUGGCCAGAAGAUUGAGGCUCCACAGGCUCUGAGCUGGUAUCCUGAUGAGCAGGCCUGGCAUACUAACAUGAGCAGGAAGAUUAUUAGAAAGUCUCCCCUGCUGGAGAAGUUCCACCAGUUUCUGGUCAGCGAGACUGAGUCGGGUAACAUCAGUCGACAGGAGGCUGUCAGUAUGAUCCCUCCUCUGCUCCUGAAGAUUGAGUCCCACCACAAGAUCCUGGACAUGUGUGCAGCUCCAGGGUCAAAAACAGCCCAGCUGAUUGAGAUGCUCCACUCUGACAUGGAUGUGCCAUUUCCAGAGGGCUUCGUAAUUGCCAACGACGUAGACAACAAGCGCUGCUACCUGCUGGUGCACCAGGCCAAGCGUCUUAACAGCCCCUGCAUCAUGGUGGUCAACCACGAUGCCUCCUGCAUCCCCACACUGCAGAUCGACUCAGACGGCAAGAGGGACAUCCUCUUCUACGAUCGCAUUCUGUGCGACGUGCCCUGUAGCGGGGACGGCACCAUGAGGAAAAACAUAGAUGUGUGGAAGAAAUGGACGACCAGCAACAGCCUGCACCUCCACGGGCUCCAGAUGCGGAUUGCAGUGCGUGGGGUUGAACAGCUGGCUGUGGGAGGGAGGAUGGUCUACUCCACCUGUUCACUCAACCCUAUAGAGGAUGAAGCUGUCAUAGCGGCCCUGCUGGAGAAGAGCGAAGGAGCGUUGGAGCUGGCCGACAGCGCAGCUGACCUGCCAGGGCUGAAGUGGAUGCCUGGGGUCACUUCCUGGAAGGUGAUGACCAAAGAGGGCCAGUGGUUCUCGGACUGGUCCGAGGUUCCAAGCAGUCGGCACACACAGAUCCGUCCCACCAUGUUCCCGCCAAAAGACCCAGAGAAACUGGCUAGUAUGCAUCUGGAGAGAUGUAUGAGGAUUCUGCCACAUCACCAGAACACUGGAGGUUUCUUUGUGGCGGUGCUGGUGAAGAAAGCCCUGAUGCCGUGGAACAAAAGAUAUCCCAAGCUGAGGAAGGACGUGUCGUCCAGCUCAGCGGCGCAGACUGGGGGCUCUCCGGCGGCCUCGACCCCCGCAGACACUCCCCGCCUCCCCAAUAGUGCCGAGGGGGAGGGGGGCGGCCCAGAGGGAAAAGUGGAUGGGCAGGCAGAGGAGGAGGCACCCAAAGGAGCUUCUUUGGCUCAGGAGACUACUGCUAAACAAGAUGGAGUGUGUGGCCCUCCACCCUCGAAGAAGAUGAAGCUGUUUGGUUACAAGGAAGACCCCUUUGUGUUCCUAACUGAAGACGACCCUGUCUUCAACACCAUACAAUCUUUCUAUGAUCUGUCUCUCAACUUCCCCAAGCUCAAUGUCCUGACCAGGACCCACGAGGGCAAGAAGAGACACUUGUACAUGGUGUCUAAAGAGCUGCGCAACGUGCUGCUGAACAACAGCGAGCGCAUGAAGGUCAUUAACACAGGGGUGAAGGUGUGGUCUCGCAACAGUGACGGGGAGGAGUUUGGCUGUGCCUUCAGACUGGCUCAGGAGGGCAUCUACACUCUUCAGCCGUACAUUCGGUCCCGGAUAAUCAGAGUCAGUGUUGAGGACAUCAAAGUGCUGCUGACCCAGGAGAACCCCUUCCUCAGCAAACUGGAGGACGACGCUCACGCUCAGGCCAAGAAACUGGGAAUGGGUAGCAUUGUGUUGAAGUACAUUCCCAACCCAAAUAACCCAGCAGAGCCUCAGUGUCCCAUCCAGCUGUGUGGCUGGAGGGGAAAAACGUCUAUCCGUGCUUUCGUCCCCCGCAACGAGAGAUUUCAUUACCUCCGAAUGUUAGGCGUGGAGGUCUUCAGGGACAAACAGGGCCUGGGGCAGAAAAGGAGAGAUGGAGAAAAGGAAGGAAAAGAAGAGGUGGAGGAUGAGGAGGAAAAGGUCGCAGAGGAGGAAGAAGCGGCGGAAAAUGAAGAAGAGCUGGACUUGGAGAACAGUGGUGAAAACGGAUCAUCAGAACCAAAGACCGGCAGCAGCAACCAGGGGCCCAGCAGCUGAGAACGUAGAGGAGACGGGAGAGAGAAUGCAGGAUUGACUGAGGACGUAUUAGAGCUCUAAGAGCUGUUGACCAGAUCCAAGACCACGUGAUGUGGUAGAGGAGGGUGAUACGCUUCUACGGGUUUCUCUGUUUAUCACACUGCCAUUGCAGAAGGAUUCCCUCCCAGAGAUGGACUCCCUUGGGAUUUUUCGUUUUUGUGAUCCCUCCAGGAGUCAGCUGUUUAGUUUAAAGGCUUGUCUUAUUUUAUAUAGCUAUUUUUCAUGUUUUAACAAAUGUAUUCCACUGAUCAAGUGGCAUCCAUUUUUUUUUCAGUUGCUCUUGUUUGAGAGGUUUAUAUUAACUUCCAUCUCAUUUUUUACUCCUGUAAUUCAGCAGAAAUACAGAGUUGAUUAAAAGUGUGAACUAUUA
Molecule: messenger RNA, 2851 nt
Organism: Toxotes jaculatrix (banded archerfish)
Lineage: Eukaryota; Metazoa; Chordata; Actinopteri; Toxotidae
Gene: nsun2
Product: NOP2/Sun RNA methyltransferase 2
Exons: 19
Coding region: 130-2442 (770 amino acids)
Biological process (GO): tRNA methylation
Cellular component (GO): cytoplasm; nucleus
Molecular function (GO): tRNA (cytidine-N5)-methyltransferase activity; tRNA binding
Source: RefSeq, a predicted model, not a curated record